Messenger RNA from Scaptodrosophila lebanonensis, 1063 nucleotides. RefSeq lists its product as uncharacterized. NCBI's taxonomy places the organism in Eukaryota, Metazoa, Arthropoda, Insecta, Diptera, Drosophilidae. The coding region runs from base 579 to 908 and encodes 109 amino acids. The transcript has 3 exons. The record is from RefSeq and is a predicted model, not a curated record.
UAUGUGCGCCAACAUGCAAGUAUGUUUAUGGCAAAUAAAUAUGUAUAUAGAUAUAUGUGUAUGUGUAUGAGAAAAAUAUGCGCGGUACAAAAAUUUAUAGAAAAAUGUCUAACCAAAUCCUAACGAGAGCUCUCGACGGUCAUGGGCGCAAUAGAAAUAUAAGAAUACAUAUAAAACACUGCGCGCUACUGCAAUUGGCAAUCUUCAUACAAUAUAAAAACUUCAAUGGGGCGGCGUGUGGGACCCUGCAGGCGCAGCCCAUACAAACGACACGACGUAAGGCGCGCGGGAUCUCUGCCUGAUGUCGCUGCUCAACCGCGAACAAUAGGCACGGCGCGUGGCCAAGGAACGGACUCACCGGCUUGUCUAUCCUCCGCUGCUGAUGGCGCAGACGGACGUGUCUGCUGUUGCGUUGUGGUGGCGCCGCUAUUGCUGCUGCCACUUCUUGGGUGGGCGCCUUUGCUCCGGCUGCCACUGUCGUUGCUGCUGCUGCCGUUGAAAACGCUGGUGCUGGAUCUGCUGCUGUCGUUGAAGACGCUGGUGCUGGAUCUGCUGCUGUCGCUGUUGCUCCUGCUACGAUGCAGCUCGUGCUGCUACUUAUGACGGCCGCUGCAGCUGCUGUGUAUGGUUCCACCGCUGUCCGAAAACUUGGCGAUAUGCCGGAAAAUCUAUAUGCCAAGGAACAAAAGGCAUUUAAGCACUGGUCGGCACAUUUAAGUAGAUAUACAGGUUUCAGCACGGCCUCCAGUUCACCAAACGAAAACACUGCCUCGUGGGUCUGCACCGUCGCCCCAAAAACAGGAAUGGCGUGUUGCGGCUUGCCUUUUAUAGGCCGGAUGUCGUAUGCCUGCGGAUUUUUACGUCCUUGCGCAUCCGUUCAUCACGGCCUUGACGUUUCCCCACUUUGAGGUGCCAUCGGGACACAACCCUGCGCCUGCGUGGCUGCAGUUGCCACCAUGGUGCCUCGCUCGGUACCGCUAGAUGGCGCUGCAGUACCUUUGUAAAUUCUUGGCGCCUUCCGUAGCGCUGCCACCUUUUAUUCUUCGUGACCAGCCCGAUGCAA